This is a messenger RNA of Trichosurus vulpecula (common brushtail), 2830 nucleotides long. RefSeq names its product tripartite motif containing 40 (gene TRIM40). Lineage: Eukaryota; Metazoa; Chordata; Mammalia; Diprotodontia; Phalangeridae. The record is from RefSeq and is a predicted model, not a curated record. The coding region runs from base 581 to 1513 and encodes 310 amino acids. The transcript is spliced from 6 exons. Gene Ontology annotation, molecular function: zinc ion binding.
AAAAAAUGAUAACAGGCCUCUUGGGGAGUUUUACUUUCUUGUUGACUCAAAGUUUCUCCAAAAGGGUAGACCUCAUCUCUGAUUUAUGAUGUUCCCUUCCUUCUUGUUCCACAGGCUUUUGAGCCUCUCUUUCAAGAGUCACCCUUUGAAGAGAACUUGUCACCCAGGCACCGACUUCCUGAGACUUGGAGCAAAAGAAAAUCACCUGAAUUGGUAGCAGGAGACUUCAAGUUCUUACUGGCUGACAUGGAGUAAAGAAUGGUAUGAUGUGGUAUCAGUGAAGGAGCAGUAGACCGGAAUUAAAAGACCUGGGUUUGGACAAGAGCUCUACGUAUCUACUAACUGUUUGAGGCUGGGUUUUUGAAACCUCAACUUCCUUUAGCACUUCUUACCACAUGAGGUUGUUCUAAGGAAUGCAUUUUGGAAACCUGAAAGCUCUCUACAAAUGUUAAGUUUUAAAGCUCUAUCUAUAUGCAUGCUAAUGUUAUCCUUAUUAAUUGAGGUUGGGGAGCUAAAUCUAAUCCAUGCUUGAGGAAAUUGAGUAGACUAAAGGCAGAGAGACCACAACAGAAUUGCAGUCAUGGAUCCCCAGCUGGCAAGCAGUCCUGAGAAAGGACUCUGUCCCAUCUGCCAAGAGCAUCUGAGGGAGCCAGUGACUACUGACUGCGGGCACUUCUUCUGCCAAGCUUGCCUCAUCCAACAAGCUAAAAAGGCCUCAGACGGGGACAUCCUGAACUGCUCUGUUUGCCGGAAGCCCUGGUCUCCGAGCAUUCUAGGGGCAGGCUACUCCUGUGAGGACCACCAAAAAUUAGUGGGCUGGUUCUGUGAAGAAAAACAACUCUUCCUGUGUUCUUACUGCCGCACUUCUCCUGAACACCGAACGCACCACGACCUGCCCGUUGAUACAGCCAUCAUCCACUAUAAGGAACGGAUCCACCGAAAAGUGAGAAAGCUCCGGAAGUUCUUAGGGGAACCUUGGCACCUUCCUGAGGAAAAGCAAAAACUCCACACCCUGCUGAAACAGAUAGACUCAGAAAAGGACAGGCUGAAGGCUAUAUUGGAGAAAGAACAAACCGAGGGACAGUUGGGCUCUCCCCUUCAGCAGUGGCUGGACAGGCUGAACAGUGUCUCAGCAGAGGUGAAAGAACUCCAUGACAAAAUCUCUGAGGCAGAAACUCAUCUGAAUGACCUGAUCACUGAACUGGAGGAGGCAUCUAAGGCUCUGAACAUCACCUUGCUAAAGAGUGUCAGAGAUUUAUUGAGCAGGAGUAUUCCGGAAAAACUACGAUACCCAAAGACUAACUCUUCUGUGUUAGAGCAGAAAGUAGGAAAGCUGCUUCAGCAGACAUCCUCAGUGCAAGCACCCUGCCUGUCUGUGAACACCCCUACCUCAGAAUUGUGUGGCUCUCCUCUCUCUCCUCCACCCUCCCCCUCCAACCAACUUCCAGACUGGACUGAUUCUUCCUUGGCACUAGCUCCUGGGCCUGCCCCUACUUCCCUCCCUGAUUCCUGACCCACUUACAUUUGGCCUAUGGCAAUAAGUUCCUCCUUAGACUCCUUUCUCCUUACCCUGUGGCUCCCACUUACAGAGACCAAGAUUGCACAAAUCUUCAGGGUGAUCUUAACUAUCUCUCCUGCUACUGAGAAAAUAGUGACUACCAGUUAGUAGUUACCAGAUUACCAGUUACCCGCCCUACCACCCACCAGCCUGAAAAUGGGGAGGUCCUGGCUGCUUAAUGACAUACGCAGCAGACAUUAGUGGCAUUUAAUGUAGAGAAAGGAGCACUGAAUUUGUGGUUGGGGGCCUUAGUUAUAGCAGGGAUGAUCAUGGAAACCCUUGAUUGAUUUAGUUGAUCUCCCCCUGGUCCUACCAAAUAAAAUUAUGACUACAGAGCCUUUUUAGUUAGACAGAAGCACCCCGCCCUCUACCAUCUCUCACAACAUGCAUACUUGGCACCUUUCUGGAAAGACAUGGUAAAUUCCUUAUUGGUUCUCAGUGGCUGGAAAUUGCUCCUGAGGAUUGACUCGGGGCAUAGAUAUAUGUGGGAAGAGCCCCUCUCUGUUUGUGACCUGUGAAGGAUGCAAGGAAAAAUUGCUCCAAUUCAUCCUUAAGAAACUCUUUUCUAGCUCUUUCUCUGCCUUCCAGAAAGGGAGAAAGGGAUUUCUCUUCUCUGCUUGAAUUGGCCUUGGCAUCUUUCCCCAUAAAUACGUGACAGCGACUAGUGACCCCCAAAGGGAGACAUUUCCAGCCUUGAUGGUUACCUUGUGAAUUACGAGCUGUUGAUUCAUGCAUCAGAUAAUCAGAGAGUCUCUACCAGUUCAUUGUUCAGGGAAGAGUAUCAUUUCCAGGAUGAUCCUGCACCUGAAGGACUAUCAAAAAUCAUGCCUGACCUGGCCAGAAAUCUGAACCUUGACAACCCUCCAUAAAAAUUGUUAUAAGUUUCUAGGACAGUGCAGGCUUGUGAUUAAUGUGAAAUAUCUGUUCAGCAAUCCCACAAAGGUCUUUCCUUUUCAGGAGUAGUAUAUGAAUACAAUGGACUAUUUGUUAUGUCUCAGGUUGUUCGGUAUUUUUGUAUUUGUUUAUGUGUGCCUGUGAGUUCUUUGCAUUUCAGUUAGCUUCGGUGGUAGAGGAAAUAAACCAUUGUCCUAUACCUGAUACCUGUACUGCACCUUAUACAUGUUUUUGAAAUUUCUCUGGGGUUUUAUUCUCUAUGAGAUUCAGCUUUCUCAUUUAUGAAUGGAGAUUUUUACCUUAUUUAGCUCAUAGAAUUGUGAAGAUUCGAUGAGAAGAUAUAUGUGUAAAGCUCUGUAAAUUACUAUGCAAAUAUAA